This is a messenger RNA of Verticillium alfalfae VaMs.102, 1152 nucleotides long. Its product is annotated as DNA-dependent RNA polymerase I subunit A43. NCBI's taxonomy places the organism in Eukaryota, Fungi, Ascomycota, Sordariomycetes, Glomerellales, Plectosphaerellaceae. The coding region runs from base 1 to 1152 and encodes 383 amino acids. The transcript is spliced from 2 exons. Gene Ontology annotation, biological process: DNA-templated transcription initiation. Gene Ontology annotation, cellular component: RNA polymerase I complex. The record is from RefSeq and is a predicted model, not a curated record.
AUGUCGAAAAAAUCAAAGAAGAGCAAGCAGGAAGACCCAGCAGAUGCGGGGGACGCGGUGCAAGAGGUUGCCGACAAGAAGAAGCGACGCAUGUCCAGGAGUCACGAUGACGAAGACGAUCGGUCCGAACUGAAGACCAGCACCAAGAAGAGCAGCAGUAAAAAGAAGAGCAAGAAGGAGGCCACGCCAGAGUCCCCAACCCUCCCAAGUCUACAUCUAGGCUGCACCAGCCGCUCGAUACCCCCGCCAAACCACGAUACCCAUUUUUCACACAAACCGUCUCCCUCUUCCUGCCCAUCUACCCCAUCGGCUGGGCUGGCCCCCUGCACCGCCGCUGCGACCCAGCACCUCCAGCCCAUGGUCAACCGCUACGUGCCAGUCCUCGGCGGUGUUCUGCUCGGCUUCCGCAACGUCGCUGUCUCUGAGCGCCCCGGUCGUGAAGACGCGGCUACGAGUGAUUCGGACGUUUGCAAACUUGGUGCCAUUGAUGAGUUCGCCGUCGGCUUCGGCUGGGUCACGGCGGACGUUGACCUCUUCGUCCCGAAGCGCGGCGCGUGGAUGGAGGGCAGCAUCAACCUCGAGAGCGAAGGUCACGUCGGCGUUGUGUGCUGGGGCAAGUUCAACGCCAGCAUCGAGUCGGCGCGUCUGCCGCCUGCGUGGCGCUGGGUCCAUCUUGGCACCGACGAGACCGCAGCGACGAGCGCCUACGACGACACCGUUUCCAACUUUACUGCCGAGGAGCAGCACGGUGCCGUGCGCCAGAUUCACGCUACGGGCUACUGGGUUGACGAGGCUGGCCAAAAGGUUAAGGGUCGCGUGCGCUUCCGUAUCAAGGCUUUCGAUGUGGGCGUUAGCGGAGACCACGGCUACCUCUCCCUUGAGGGAACCAUGCUCGACGCCGCUGGCGAGGCUGAGGCACGCCAGCGCGACGCCCAGCAGGAGCUGCGGCGGCGGAAGGGCAAGUCGGGCGGUGUGCUGCGCAAGGAGCGACGAUACGUGCCCGACUUCAGUAUUACAAAGUUCGGCGAAGUUGAGAACGAGGAGGAGAAGGCCUUGGCACAGGAGGUAUGGGAGCACACCGAGCCGGCCAAGGACACCACCGAGACGGCGCAGGACGGCGAAUACGCCGGGCUUUCGCACGAGGCCGCUUAG